Lactuca virosa is the source of this 1365-nucleotide messenger RNA. NCBI's taxonomy places the organism in Eukaryota, Viridiplantae, Streptophyta, Magnoliopsida, Asterales, Asteraceae. The record is from the annotation of a GenBank genome assembly.
AUGAAGUUUCAAAUAGACAACACGCUUUCAGUUGUUGUUAACAGUAGACAAAAAGAAGGGUGCACAUCAACUUCUCAUUCUCUUGAUAUCGAAAUCAUUAGCUUUUUGAAGGUCAUGUUGGAUUCAACCAAUGAGCUGGUUAAGUGUUAUAGAAUGGCCAGAGAUUGUUUUGAUGAAAAUUCUCCUAUAGAUCUAAAGUUACGUCUUAUAGGAAGAAGGCAACAAGAUGGAAGGACAUAUAACUUACCUACUGCUUCUGAGGUUGUUGCUUUAAUUGUUGGUGACAUUGGUGAUGCAAUUGAUAAUAGAGAUAUCAUCGUAAAAACUAAAUCAGGAAUUCUACAACGUAUAAACGAAUUACAUCCUUCUUACCUUGCUCUUCAGUACCCACUACUCUUUCCAUAUGGAGAUGAUGGAUAUAGAUUUGACAUACCUCACACGGAUGUUGAUCAUUCAACUAAUACCAAACGUCGUUACUGUACAAUGAGAGAAUUCUUUGCUUAUAGAAUUCAAGACAAAGUUAAUGUUUUUUCAUUAAUUCUUAAUUCAAGAAGGCUUUUUCAACAAUUUCUGGUUGAUGCUUAUACGAUGAUUGAAACUGAGAGACUAUAUUACAUACGCAAUCAGUCAAACGUUCUUAGGUGCGAAUCUUAUGAAACUUUAAGAAGUGUACAAAUUCAUGGUAAUAUUGAUAUUUCCAAAGUCGGAAAACGUCUUAUCUUGCCUUCUUCUUUUACGGGUGGUACACGCUACAUGAUGCAAAACUAUUUAGAUGUCAUGUCACUUUUUGUUUAUACGGUGGAGUUUCAAAAGCGCGGUCUGCCUCACACACAUAUAUGUUUAUUCAUGCACUCUGAUUACAAACUCCCUACUGUUGAACAUAUUGAUCGAGUUAUUUCGGCUGAAAUUCCAAACAAAGACGAUGAUCCAGAAUUGUAUGCACUUGUUAAAAAGGCGGGUGUUAAGUUAGUCAAUAGAAGCGUUGUUCCAUAUCACAAAACCCUUUUGAAAAGAUAUCAAGCUCACAUUAAUGUUGAGUGGUGUAAUCAAGUGGCUUCCAUCAAAUAUUUGUUUAAAUAUAUUAACAAGGGUCCUGAUCGGGCUACUGUUGAAGUUGUACAAAACAGCAACGGAGGUGAUAAUGAUGAUGCUCCAGUUGAUGAAAUAAAGAACUACUAUGACUGUAGGUAUUUGUCUGCAUGUGAAGCUUCGUUAUUUGGAUUUGAUGUUCAUUACAAAUAUCCUUCUGUUGUAAGGCUUCCGUUCCAUCUUCCUGGAAAACAAAAUGUUGUAUACGGAGCAGAUGAUGAUAUUGAACAAACAAUCUAUUUCUUCUUUGAUGUUCUUAUCUUGGAUGAGCUGUAA